Molecule: messenger RNA, 1299 nt
Organism: Malania oleifera
Lineage: Eukaryota; Viridiplantae; Streptophyta; Magnoliopsida; Santalales; Ximeniaceae
Exons: 3
Coding region: 215-994 (259 amino acids)
Biological process (GO): positive regulation of DNA repair
Cellular component (GO): BRCA1-A complex; BRISC complex
Source: RefSeq, a predicted model, not a curated record
AUAAAUGAUUUUAAAUAAUUUUUUGAUAAAUACUUUUUUAAAUGAGUAGUUUUUUCCCCAAAAAAAAAAAAAAAAUGGUUCGAACCGAUCCAAAUCCAGGGGCAGGAACCCAAAAAUUUUCUGAACGAACGCUGAUAUUGCGUAGGACUCUAAGCGUAAGUGCUGUUGUUUCAGUUGGGCCGGCUGUGAGCCAAAUCGAGAGAGAGAGAGAGACAUGGGGGGAGUGGAGACGGAGAACUUGACACCAAGCCCCUACACUCUGCAAUUAUCUCCUAUCAGCAGCGAAGACAUACUCUUCUGCAUCGAUGCCGACGUUGAAUCCCUUGUGGAGAUGAAAAUCUCCGGCCCCAAGGGCCGACCCACCACCAGAUUGGACUCUAUUAAGCAGGCCAUCCUCCUCUUCGUCAACGCCAAGCUCGCCAUCAACCCUGAUCACCGCUUCGCCUUCGCUUCUUUCGCCAAAUCCGCAUCAUGGCUUCGAAGAGAGUUCAGCAGUGAAGUUGAUUCUGCAGUUGUUGCGCUUCGUGGACUUUCAGUUUCAGUUGAUUCAUCUUGUGGCCAGGCAGAUCUCACUCAGAUAUUCCGGGUAGCAGCUUAUGAAGCAAAGAAAUCUCGUGCACAAAAUCGGAUUUUCAGGGUGAUCCUCAUCUACUGUAGAUCAUCUUUGCCACCACAACAUCAGUGGCCUAAAAACCAUAAACUUUUCACCUUGGAUGUGGUUUACCUCCAUGACAAGCCUGGACCUGAUAACUGUCCUCAAAAGGUGUAUGAUGCACUUGUGGAUGCACUUGAGCACGUUAGCGAGUACGAGGGCUACAUCUUUGAGACUGGGCAGGGACUAGUGCGUCCCCUUUUUCGUCACAUGUGUAUCUUGUUGGCACACCCUCAACAACGUUGUAUGCAGGAUGAUAUUGACAUACCCAAGUCGCUUACAAAGAAGUCACCUGCAGCUGAGCCUGUGCCUGGUGAAGAUAAUAUUCCUGUAUCCAGUUAAUGAAAACAUAUGCAUGGAGUGAGCUCGUGUUGCUGUGGUAGUUGCAUAUACGGUUUGAUCUCCUACCGAGCAAGGUAGUUCAAUGAGUUGCAACUCCCCUGUGUUUUUUUUUUUUUUGGGUAUCAUUGUAAUUAUAAUUGUGUUUGUUUAUAUUGGAAUUUCAGUUUAUCUGUUAAGUUAAAUUAGAAAUUCAAUGCUGAACAUGCUCUUUUAUUUUAGUUCUUGCUUGGCAAAUAGGAAUGCAGAUGCUUGAAAUGUUCUGUAGUAUUCUCCCUAGCACUAUUGAAAUGGGAUGAAAUUUUUUU